Saitoella complicata NRRL Y-17804 is the source of this 850-nucleotide messenger RNA. RefSeq lists its product as uncharacterized. The record is from RefSeq and is a predicted model, not a curated record. Lineage: Eukaryota; Fungi; Ascomycota; Saitoellomycetes; Saitoellales; Saitoellaceae. Gene Ontology annotation, molecular function: protein binding. The transcript has 2 exons. The coding region runs from base 38 to 850 and encodes 270 amino acids.
CCUCAACGAACCAGACCGGCAGUAUACGAGUUUGAUCAUGGCCGAACAGCAGGACCCCUCAGCUCCCGGUAUUGAUGCGCCGCCUCUUCCUCUGGGCUCUCCUCCGGCCACUGUGCCGGAGCUUCCCUCCGUCGGUGGCGGAUCAGGCGGAGCACCGCCGCUUCCUAGCGAGCCUGUUCCGCGAACAGCAUUGGUAGCUUCGACGGAGGAGGAAUCCCCUAAAGAGGCGACGGAAGUCAGUACAUCGUCGGCCGAGCCGAUUCGGAAGGCUGAGUCACCCGCAGCAACGACGGCCGCAGCUAAAGAUCCUCAACCGCAAGAUGCUUGGCAGGCUGUCUGGGAUUCGACACAUCAAGCAUAUUACUUCUACAACACGGAUACGAAAGUGGUAACGUGGACCAAUCCUCGUGUACCACCUGGGAGUGAAGAGGAGAAGGCAGCGUUAGAGCAGCAGCGUCAGCAGCUACAACAAGCUCAGCAAGCGUAUGGAGCCGUGGCGCAGGAUCCGUAUGCUGCUUAUGCGGGUGAGGAGUAUCCGUAUCCACAGCAACCUGCUGCACCAGGUACAGAGGAGGACUAUUCCUUUGCUGCGCGUUUCAAUAAGCGUACUGGUCGCUUCCAAGCAGAUCCCAAACUUGAUCCUUCACGGCAUACCAUCGAAGCUCGUGCUGAACGCCAGAUGUCCGCGUUCUUUGACACGGACCAGUGGAAUCAGACCAGUGGAAUGUCGUUGAAGGAGGAGAGAAGGGAGAUGUAUAAGAAGCUGACGAGGAAGGAGAUUGCGGAGUAUAAAGCGAAGAAGAAGGAGAAGAAAGAGAUGAAGCGUCGUGCUUGGUUGACGAAGGAUUAG